CUAUGUGCAGCGUGCACGGUUAGAACUGGGGAGGGAGAACAAAGUAAAGGACGGGAGUCGUUCCAUCGGCGCUGGCGGAAGGAGGCCGGUACAGUGUGAAUAACAUCGUAGGACGGGAACGCUUAAAAUCAUGGCCGAGACCGAGAUCGGUUCAGAGGAGCCAGUUUCAAGAAAGAAAAAGGAAGUGCUCGCUGAAAGAGUUUUGGGAACAGUGAAAUGGUUUAACGUGAAAAAUGGAUACGGAUUUAUAAAUAGAAAUGAUACUAAAGAAGACAUCUUUGUUCAUCAGACUGCAAUAACGAAAAAUAACCCUCUAAAAGUUGUCAGAAGUGUGGGCGAAGGAGAGACCGUCGAGUUUGACGUCGUCGUCGGUGAAAAGGGCAACGAGGCGGCCAAUGUGACUGGCCCAGAAGGGGUGCCUGUCAAGGGCAGCCCCUAUGCGGCCGACCGCAGGAGGGGGCGCUUCAGGGGUCGCUGGAUGGCACAGCGCAGGAGGCCACCCCCAAGGCAGUCCACUGGCGACCAGGAGGACAGUGAGGGGGCAGAGCUUGCGGGUGAAGAUGACAACGGUGGGUCCAACCGGCAGCCCCGAAGGGGACCCCCGCCCCGGAGGCCUUUCUACCGACGCUACUUCCGCAGGCCACGAGGCAUUCCCCGCAACUCGGGAGGAGAUCGUGCCAGCCUUCAAGGGGAGGACCUGGAUCGCGGUGAUGACGAGGACGGGGACUACUCGGGCGGCCGAGCCGAUGGUGGCUCUCGGAGGCCCCCCCAGCCUCGCAAGUUUUAUGGCCGCUACUUCAGGCGCCGGCCGCGGCGACCACGCAGUGACACUGAAGGCAGUCAGAGCGGCCUCGACGGGGAAGCGAAGGAGAGUGAAGGCGAGACCCAGCCAGGCCCCGAGAGGGAGCGUGGUGGCCAAACGGGGAGCCAACGUCGGAGACCACCCUUCCGCCCACGACCACGCCGCCGUGGGCAGCGUCCAGGGUCCCAGACACAGGAUGAUGAUGGUGCUGGGUCUCCUGGCAGCGGCGGUGGCGGCGGCGGUGGGCAGUCUCGUGAGGACAAGCCCCCUAGGGACAAGUCUCGGGAAGAGCGGCCAGCUAAGGACAAGUCACCUCGAAGAGAAUCAGCUGGAAAUGGCCGGCAAGGAAGCAAGGCAGCCAGUGGAGGGAGUGAGGCCACCAGCAACGGUGCAGCGGCCCCUUCAGGGAGUCUCGAGUCGUCAUCCUCUUCGGCAGCUGUCGAGGGCACCGUGUCAGCCUGAAGGUUGAAACACCCGGGCAGCAGCAACUCUGUUUUUCCUGAGGUGCACGUCCCCCUCCUUAACCACCACCAACCUGCGACGAGGGGAUGCCCCACCGCUCGGAGCGUCGGCAGCACGGAGUUGGGAGAGAUGGAAAAAAAAAAAACACGCCUUUCGACCAGAAAACCUCUUUUCGCGUUUGAGUGUGUGUGCGUGUGUGCUUAGUCGGCUACCAAAGCUUUAACGAUGUCAUAGCCAAGGGGGGCUGGCGAGAAGAGGGUUCUGCUUUCUACACCCAAGUGUACUUUGCCCAUGAAGAACUGCCAGGUGGAGAAGAGGGCUGCUGGCUCUGGUUUUGCUGCACUUGUUUUUGUCAUCGGUUAUUGAAGGUGCUGGAACAAAGUUGUCCAAAGCACUUUCCUUUUGUUUGGCUGUGUUUUUUGCAAAACUCCUUAAUGUAUCAGUGUAAAAAUGUCAAGACACACUAGGCUCUCACUAAGUGCAAGUCUGGAGCCAAGACAAGGGAGAGGUGGCUUGUUUCGUAAUAGCAAGGUAUUUUUUCGGUUUGGUAUGCCUGUGAAAGAGUGCAUGUUGGAGCGGACGAGCGUGUUUCUUCCCGUGCAGCAGCCCCCAGGCGGCUGGGUCCCCCUUGCUGGCUGUCCUCCCCCACCCCUUUUUCUGCCUGGGACUUGAUUUUUUCAUCUGUUCUGGCAGUCACCACCACUCCACCCCCCUUUUCGGCAUUUUAUUUCUUGCCGUCGCAACGAGUUGUCCUUUGUCACGAUAACAUCUGACGACAUGCACAUGUUUUGUGAACAUCCACAAGCAAAAGGAAGCAACAAUGAGAACCGUCUUGUAAAGAAAAAAGACAACAACAGGAAGUGUGACACUGGAAGCACUCCCCUCCUUGAAAAUCAUGCAAAAAAGACCAAAAUGCAGCCUUGCUGCUGCUGUGAAAAACAAUGGCGAAAGCGCCAAGCGCCAGGCCAAAGUUGCAGCGCAAAGGCAUAGGAGAUGAAGAAAAAAAACUUGCCAAACAUGAUUUGUCACCUCACUGGCUAUCUCGUUAACAUUUCGUUCUCACAGGGUGGUAAAAGAACCUAGGGCACUUUUACACACACACAAAAAAAAAAAAAAAAAGCUUUGUGCUGCCUUGUUUUCCCUAGCACUGUAUUGUUUGUGCAGUGUAGGCAGAUACCAUCAAUGUUCAGUUUGUGGCAUGUCUGCAUGUAUUUGAUGACAUCUAUUGAUUGGAGCUGUUUGCAUGCAAACCAUUUGUUAACAUCUUAUUGAUGGCAUGCAUCAGUUGUGGCUGGUUGCCUUCUUUUGUACUGUGAUUUCAGUUGGUACUUUGGCAGGUGGCACUAACUUUGUACAGGUACAAAAAAAAAAAAAGUUUCUAAAAACAUGUGCAGUUGCAAUAAAAAAAUUUUCCCUA
This is a messenger RNA of Dermacentor silvarum, 2681 nucleotides long. RefSeq names its product Y-box-binding protein 1. The transcript has 9 exons. Gene Ontology annotation, biological process: regulation of gene expression. Gene Ontology annotation, molecular function: nucleic acid binding. Gene Ontology annotation, cellular component: nucleus. The record is from RefSeq and is a predicted model, not a curated record. Bases 131 to 1264 code for a protein of 377 amino acids. NCBI's taxonomy places the organism in Eukaryota, Metazoa, Arthropoda, Arachnida, Ixodida, Ixodidae.